Molecule: messenger RNA, 2684 nt
Organism: Chara braunii
Lineage: Eukaryota; Viridiplantae; Streptophyta; Charophyceae; Charales; Characeae
Source: the annotation of a GenBank genome assembly
CUAGGCAUGCCGACCAGUUCAUAGUCCAUCUCCAGUACGUCAGGGGCUGACACAAGUCAGAUGGCGGGCUCGCAGUUCAGCUCGCCGCCUCCACGCACUCGGGAGCAGAUGGAGCUCCAGCAAGUCGAGAGGAUCCACUUAAGGCUAGAGGAGGAACUUAGACCGGCUACUAAAAGAGAGAAAGAGAUCAAAGAGAGAAGUGUCAGACUAGAGGGCAGAGAGGCAGAUUUGGCUGCGCUAGAGACAUUAGAGGAUUCUGUGCUUAACGCUACAGUAAAGAUCCUUAAGGCAAGUGUCCUAUCCAUGCAUGCGUACAUAGACAGUAAGAUGGAUGCCAUGCAGGAUACCCUAGACCAGAUCCUGCAAGCGGUACAUAAGUCAGGGAUCCGGCCAGCAGCUUUACUAUCGCUACCAUUCUCAGCGAUGACAGACCCCUAUGCCGCUCAGUCUGGACCACCACCAAGUGGUACAUCAGCAGUAGCUCUAUCUCAGACUGUUGCUGCUUCAUCUUCUGUUCCAGCGGCUGUUGCUACACCACAGUCGCCACCUGUCUCGCAAGCGGGACAGCAAUAUCCUUGGUAUCCCAAGACCCCACUGAACCCACCUUCAACCUUCUCAAGAGACAAGAAGGAUGAGGCUCUCGACACGUGGUUGAGAACGGUGCCAGUGUGGGUGAGGGCAAAGAGGACAUUGGUAGAGGAGGAGGUGAUUACUGCUGCAUCUUACUUAGAGGGUUCAGCAACUCGUUGGCUAAAUGGAUUGGUAGCUUCCAAGGGGUUCAGCAGGAACAUGGGUGAUUGGGCGCAGACCCACACCCUAGAGAGCUUUAUGAACUUAGUGGAGGCUCGUUGGCACAACCCUCAACAGGCACAAAUUGCCACUGAUGGGAUCUUAAAGCUUGACUCUAGAAAGUACAAGUCUGUGCAAGAACUCACCACAGCCGUAGAGCGCCUGAUUGUCGUUUCAGGGGUGGAAUACAAUCCACAGGUCUUAUUGACCACGUUCUUGAGAUGUCUUCCCACAGACAUCAAGAACUUAUUAGCCAGCGAGGCUCGCCGAGAGUAUCACACGUUUGAGUCAUUCAGCAAGAAGGCCCUAGACUUAGAGGCUACGCUGGGUGGAGCUCAAACCCCUUCUACAGAUGGAAGAAAGAAGAAGACUCCACAAGAGUGGAAAAAGAAGGGUAAUCGGUUGAUGAUGGUUGAUUCCGACGGGAAUCAAACCGAGAUCGAUGAUGUUUCUGAGCUUGUGGAGGGUUCAGAGUUUGACGGCGAGGAGAGUGUUGAGGGUAGCAACCUCGCCGCAGUAGUUAAGACUAAGGCAGAGGGCCGCGGAAAGUCAUUUGUUGCAACCACUGACGCAAGCCAAUAUGGGAUUGGCGCAGUGCUGGCUCAGCAAGAAGGGAAAAAAUUGAGACCGGUUGAGUACAUGAGCAAAAAGAUGCCAUCAAAGAAGUUGGCAAAGUCCACCUAUGAGAGGGAACUCUACGCUCUUUACAAGGCACUUGUUCACUGGAGGCAUCUGUUAGGGAGGUUCUUUUACUUGAGAACUGACCAUCAGACCCUCAAGUGGAUCAAGACUCAACCAGUUCUCUCUGAUGCACUCAAACGCUGGAUUGAAGUCAUAGAUCAAUAUGACUUCAAACUAGACUAUGUGAAAGAAGAGUACAACAAGGUUGCAAAUGCGUUGUCUAGGAGGGCAGACUACCUAGGUGCGCUGAUUUAUGAGUUUGGUUUAUUUGAGGAUGUGACUCAAUCGUUGGGGGAAGCCUACAAGGAAGACCUCAUCACGAUGGACAUCAUCAACAAACUUCAAGCCAAAGAUAAGGCCACCACUGACGAGUUUGUGAUGGUGGAUGGGUUACUCUUUCUUGAGAAGGCAGGGUUCAAAAGAUUAGUUGUUCCAUCUAGGGAAAUUUUGCGCAAUUUAUUUUUAGGAGAGUGUCACGACGCAACGGGACAUUUUGGCUACAAGAAAACUAGUGCUAAUUUAGUGAAGCGAUUCUGGUGGCCUAACGUGCUUGACGAUGUGAAGAAGUAUGUGGAGACUUGUCAGAGUAUCUCCAUGGACUUCAUGGAUACUCUUGUGACCAGCAAGAAUGGCAAGAAGCACAUCUUCGUCAUAGUGGAUAGGUUCACUAAGUACGCUAGACUAAUCGCCAUGCCCGAGACAGCCAGGACUGAGCACAUCAUCAAGUUGUUCAUGGACAACUGGGUGCGUGACUUUGGACUUCCAAAGACGAUCGUUAGUGACAGAGAUGUGAGAUUCACAAGCGAGAUGUGGAAGAAGGUCGCUGAACAGAUGGGCAGCCAGCUUCAGAUGACUUCUGGGAAUCAUCCCGAAGCAAAUGGGCAGGCUGAACAGAUGAACCGUGUGGUGCAGCAUCUGCUGAGGCAUUACAUUAAGCCCAGCCAGGAUGACUGGGAUUAGAAGUUACCUCUCAUCGCUAGUCUAUACAACAACGUUGUACACAGCACCAUCGAUGUCAGUCCUAAUCAACGACAUCUGGGAUGGAAGCCUAGAUCUGCUCUAGACUUCCUCCUGCCUGAAAAGCGAACUGCUGCAACUCCUGGAACAAUUGAAUUUGGGAUCCAGUAUGAGAAGUUGUUGCAGCAGACUGUUGAAAACAUCAAGAAAUCUCAGGAAGCUAUGAUUGCCUCUGAGAACAAACGUCGUCGACAAUC